Anthostomella pinea is the source of this 2796-nucleotide messenger RNA. The record is from the annotation of a GenBank genome assembly. Lineage: Eukaryota; Fungi; Ascomycota; Sordariomycetes; Xylariales; Xylariaceae.
AUGUCUUCGCGUCCGGAGUUGAAGGUUGACGACGAGCAUGGGUUCAUCCGAUAUUUCAAAUCCCUUCCCGCCGUAGGUGAAGAGACAAUACGGAUAUUCGAUCGAGGCGACUGGUACACAGCCCACGGCGAAGAUGCCAACUUCAUAGCACGCACGGUCUACAAGACCACCUCGGUCGUGCGACAGCUGGGACAAAACGAUGCGAGCGGCCUCGCCUCCGUAACCAUGACCGUCACCGUAUUCCGACAAUUUCUGCGACAAGCUCUGCUCAAGCUCGGAAAGCGGCUCGAGAUAUACGCCGGCAGUGGCGCACGUAUGAAUUGGAAAAUUGUGAAGCAGGCAUCACCGGGAAACCUGCAAGACGUUGAAGACGAGCUCGGCGGUCAAUUCGACGCCGCACCCAUGAUACUAGCUGUCAAGAUCUCCGCCAAGGCCAGCCAGGGAAGAAGCGUGGGAGUCUGCUUCGCCGAUGCCAGUGUGCGGGAGCUGGGCGUCAGCGAGUUCCUUGACAAUGAUCUAUACUCCAACUUCGAGUCCCUUCUCAUCCAGCUGGGCGUCAGAGAGUGUCUCCUACAGUUUGACAAGGCCGAGAAGGACACGGACCCCGAACUAGCCAAGCUGCGCCAGAUCGUUGACAACUGCGGAGUUGCCAUGUCGGAGAGACCGGCUGGCGAUUUUGCCACCAAGGACAUCGAGCAAGACCUCGCCCGCCUGCUCAAGGACGAAAGGUCAACUUCGAUGCUCCCUCAGACGGACCUCAAGCUAGCCAUGGGAUCUGCCGCUGCCCUGAUCAAGUAUCUCAGCGUGCUACAGGAUCCCUCCAACUUCGGCCAAUACCAGCUCUAUCAGCAUGAUCUAUCACAGUUCAUGAAGCUGGAUGCGGCCGCGUUGCAGGCGCUGAACCUGAUGCCAGGACCGAAGGAUGGAUCGAAGAACAUGAGCCUGUUUGGUCUCCUAAACCAUUGCAGAACACCAGUGGGCAGUCGACUGCUAUCGCAAUGGCUGAAACAGCCCCUGAUGAACAAGGCCGAGAUCGAAAAACGGCAACAACUGGUCGAGGCUUUUGUCAAUGGUACUGAGCUGCGCCAGACCAUGCAAGAGGAACAUCUGAAGUCGGUGCCCGACCUUUACCGGUUAGCAAAGCGCUUUCAGCGGAAGAAGGCGAAUUUGGAAGAUGUUGUAAGAGCAUACCAAGUCAUCAUUCGCCUGCCCGGAUUUCUGGGUACUCUCGAAGGUGUGAUGGAUGAGAUAUACAAGGAUCCACUCGACGAGGCCUACACCAACAAGCUGCGGGAACUUUCAGAUAGUCUCGGAAAGCUUGCAGAGAUGGUCGAGACUACGGUAGAUCUCGAUGCGCUAGACAAUCACGAGUUCAUCAUCAAGCCAGAGUUCGACGAUGGUCUGCGCAUCGUUCGGAGGAAGCUUGACAAGCUACGAUCUAACAUGGACAAGGAGUACCACGAGGCGGCAGCAGAUUUGAACCAGGACGAAAACAAGAAAAUCUUCUUGGAGAACCACAAGGUUCACGGCUGGUGUAUGCGACUUACGAGAACCGAGGCCGGCUGCAUCCGCAACAACAAGCGAUACCAGGAAUGUUCGACCCAGAAGAACGGUGUCUACUUCACGACGAAGACGUUGCAAGCCUAUCGUCGGGAGUUUGACCAGCUGUCUCAGACGUACAACAGGACUCAGAGCAGCUUGGUCAGCGAGGUUGUCGGAGUCGCCGCAUCGUACUGUCCGGUACUGGAGCAGCUUGCCGGCGUCCUGGGACACCUGGAUGUCGUGGUUUCCUUCGCGCACUGCUCUGUCCACGCUCCUACUUCGUAUGUGAGACCUAAGAUCCACCCUCGAGGCCAGGGAUCGACUAUUCUAAAGCAAGCUCGCCACCCCUGUAUGGAGAUGCAAGACGACGUCCGAUUCAUCACGAACGACCUUGAGAUGACACGUGACGAGUCAUCCUUCUUGAUCAUUACCGGACCGAACAUGGGUGGUAAGUCGACAUAUAUUCGCCAAAUCGGCGUCAUCGCCUUGAUGGCCCAGAUCGGCUGCUUUGUACCGUGUACCGAGGCCGAGCUCACCAUCUUCGACUCGAUCCUCGCCCGUGUUGGAGCCAGCGAUUCACAGCUGAAGGGGGUCUCGACCUUCAUGGCCGAGAUGCUUGAGACUGCCAACAUUCUCAAGUCGGCCACCGCCGAGUCUCUGAUCAUUAUUGACGAACUGGGCCGCGGCACGUCGACGUAUGAUGGUUUCGGCCUCGCGUGGGCCAUCUCCGAGCACAUCGUCAACGAGAUAGGCUGCUUCGCCUUGUUCGCGACGCACUUUCACGAGCUGACCGCGCUCUCGGACCAAUUCCCACAAGUGCGCAACUUGCACGUCACGGCGCACAUCUCGGGCACCGGCGGGGACGCUGCCGCAUCCGCAUCCGCCACCGAAGAAAAACGCGAGGUCACACUCCUCUACAAGGUCGAGCCGGGCAUCUGCGACCAGUCGUUCGGCAUCCACGUGGCGGAGCUGGUGCGGUUCCCGGACAAGGUGGUGCGCAUGGCCAAGCGCAAGGCCGACGAGCUCGAGGACUUCACGGCCAAGCACGAGGACGGGCUGGGCCUGCGGCGGUACAGCAAGGAGGACGUCGAAGAGGGCAGCGCAAGGCUGAAGGAGGUCCUGGUGAAGUGGAAGGACGAGGUCAAGAGCGGCGGGAUGAGCCGGGAGGAGAUGGUCGGGCGGAUGCGGGACCUUGUCAAGGCGGACGAACGGCUUUUGGCCAACCCGUUCUUUGCGGCUGUUAAGGCUUUGUGA